Messenger RNA from Rotaria sordida, 633 nucleotides. Lineage: Eukaryota; Metazoa; Rotifera; Eurotatoria; Philodinida; Philodinidae. The record is from the annotation of a GenBank genome assembly.
AUGUAUGCAACUUUUUUAUCUAGUAAAAUAUGUUAUAAAGUUUUAAUUUAUAGGGCUAAUACUCAUCCAUUGAUAAAAUGGGGUCAAAAGAAGGAUCAUAUUUUAUUAACAAUUGCUGUACAAGAUAUUGAUAAACCGGAAAUAAAUAUUGAACCAACAAAACUUCGUUUUAAAGGACAACAAACACAAGGAUUAAAUUAUGAUACAACAUUAGAAUUUUUUGAUGAAAUAGAUCCAAAAAUAUCAAAAUAUCGUAAAACAAGUCAAAACCAUUGGGAAUUCAUGUUAAAAAAGAAAGAUUCAACAAAACCAUUUUGGAAACGAUUAACUAAAUCUACUGAAAAAUGUUCAUGGAUUACCGUCGAUUGGAAUCAUUUUACAGCUGAAGCUGAUGAUGAUGAUGAAAUGGAUGUUGCUGGUGGUAAAGAUUGGGGUGAUUUAGAUGGUAUGUUUAAACAAAUGGGUGCUGGUGGUGGUGGUGCUGGUUUAGGAGGUACAUCAGAAACUGAUCUCAACGAUCUUGAUGAUGAAGAAACAGAUAGUGACGAUGAACCAAUGCCGGAUCUUGAAGAUGUACCGAAAACUGAUGAUGAAAAAGCCAAAUCUAAUGUAACAAAUGAACAAACUAAAUAA